Eriocheir sinensis (Chinese mitten crab) is the source of this 1015-nucleotide messenger RNA. RefSeq lists its product as uncharacterized. The record is from RefSeq and is a predicted model, not a curated record. The transcript is spliced from 3 exons. Lineage: Eukaryota; Metazoa; Arthropoda; Malacostraca; Decapoda; Varunidae. The coding region runs from base 11 to 1015 and encodes 334 amino acids.
CUGAUCGACAAUGGACCGCGCUGCACCACUUUCGUCAAGGCAGAGGAGAGUCCUGGUGCAGCUAGUGGAGGAAAGGCCUGUCCUUCAAGAUAGGUCAACCAGCACUGCGGUCCAGCACAAGAAGAACUUGGCGUGGGAUGAGAUCGCCAAAAACUUCAACGCCAUGCACCCUGAUCUGGAGCCGCGAUCAGUUCAACAAUUGAAAAGAAGUUUCAACCGCAUCAAAUUGAAUGUGAAAAAGGAAGAGAGAGCCUACAAGCUGAAGGUGAAGAGGACUGGUGGUGCCCCUCCUCCAUCACCUCCCAAGUUUACAGAAGAACAUGAGACUGUUGCCUCCAUGAUCUCUGGAGAACUCAACAUGGGCGAGGAUGUCUUUGACACUCUUGCCAUUCAAGAUGGGCAUCCAGUGGAUGAGGCAGGCACUCCCAUCAUGGAUGUUACUUUCACUGUGAGUGGAAAACUGCCACCGACAGAGGUCCCCUCUGCUACUUCUGCCGCUGAAUGUGCUGAAGCACCUGCACCUCCUAGUGCUUCUACAUCUUUCCAGCCAGAAGCUUCAUCCUCUGCAUCCACUGCACCAUCACUAACUACAUUUACAUGUAAUGUGGCCUCCUCUUCUGCUGCCCCACGGCAGAGGAGGAAAUUUGAUGCAGAGUACCAGGCCUGUCGGAAGCAGCAGGAUGAGUAUCACCAACUCCUUCUUCAACAGACCAGAGAGGAGCACGACCAACAGAUGAAACUGUACCAGUUUCACAGGGAGGUGUUGCAGCGGCAGCUAGAUGUCUUCACGGAGACUUGGCAUCAUAUCCGUGAGGCAGCAGACACCUGCAAAGCCAAAUUUUGGACAGUUUGGGAAUGCCGGAGAGUAACAUCCAUGAUGGGAUUGCCUGCCUCAUCAACUGCAUGCCCAUCUUGUAUUGUAAGAGUGUCAAGGACACACUCGCCCAUACUGAGCUCUCCAGAAAUCAUGGAGGCAACGGCCUCGUGUUCUUCGGAAAGCUUGGGAGGUGAUUGA